Molecule: messenger RNA, 2787 nt
Organism: Adineta steineri
Lineage: Eukaryota; Metazoa; Rotifera; Eurotatoria; Adinetida; Adinetidae
Source: the annotation of a GenBank genome assembly
AUGAUGAUGAUGAAUCAAUACGAUUGUUUAAAUAAAGCUCAAUUAAGCUUUGAAUAUUUGCAUACAAAUUCAACUACACAUACAUUUCUUUUUGGUGCAUUAGCUGAAUUAGUUGAUAAUUCAAGAGAUGCUGGCGCAACAAAUCUUGAUAUUUAUACACGAAAAGAUCCAUCUUUACGUGGAGGAUUUUAUUUGGCAUUUUUGGAUGAUGGUUGUGGAAUGCAUUACGACGAUGUGUUCAAUGUAAUUGUUUUUGGUAAAUCUGGAAAACGACAUACGCUUGAUUCUAAUCAAAUUGGUCAAUAUGGUAAUGGUUUGAAAUCCGGUGCUAUGCGUAUAUCAAAUGAUUUUAUAUUAUUUACAAAAAAAGAUAAUAUUGGUACAUGUUUAUUUCUUUCACGUACAUUUCAUCAAGAAGAACAUAUAACUCAAAUAAUGUGUCCAAUGCCUUGUUUUGAUUUAAUCACUCAACAACCAAUUGAAAAUACUGAUAAUGAACAAAUAAAUGGUACACGUACAUAUACGUAUGAUAAAACUAAACAUGAACUUGAAAUGUAUUUAAUCACAAAAUAUUCUCCAUUUAAAACAAUUGAUGAUUUAUUUAAACAAUUUAAUUUAAUUACAUCUUCAAGUGGAACAUUAAUUGUUCUAUAUAAUGUGAAAUUAUCUGAUACCGGUGAAGCAGAACUUAAUAUAAAAACAGAUCCAUAUGAUAUGUUAAUUGAUUCAAAAAAUCGAAGAAAUCUAUUUGAUGAUAAUGAUGAUAGUAUACCACCUGAAUAUCGUUCAUUUCGUGCAUAUGUUUCAAUUCUUUAUUGUGAACCACGUAUGCGUAUAACAAUUCAACAACGACGUGUUAUAACAAAAAGAUUACCACAUACAUUAUAUAAACCUCGUCAAUAUCAAUUUAAAUCUACACGUUUUAAAACACGUUCCGAACAAGAAAUAAAAAAGUGUGAACAAGAACUUGAAUCAUUAGAUGAACGUAUACGUGAAGCUGAUUCGCAAGUUCAUGAUAUACAACAACGAUUGGGUAUAACAUAUACAAUUGAUGAACGUACACGCUUAAGAAAAUUACAGAUUCAUGCAGCUGAUUUAAAAGAUAUUGCAAAUCGUUUACGUACUGGACUUUUAAGGAAAAAAUCGGAAUUAAAUACAACAAAAAUUUUAACAUUUACAUUCGGAUUAAAUAUACAAAAUCGUGCAGCUGAUGGAGUUUUCGUUUAUAAUUGUGGACGACUUAUUAAAAUGUAUGAAAAAAUUGGACAACCAAAUAAAAAAACUUUAUAUUGCCGUGGUGUUAUUGGUAUUGUUGAUGUUCCUUCAAUAGUACUUGAACCUACACAUAAUAAACAAUCAUUUGCUGAUGAAAAAGAAUAUCAUUUUUUACUUAAAAAUAUAGGAGAAUAUAUGCGACAAUAUUGGACUGAUACUGGCGUGGAACAUUAUAUUAAAGAAUUUUGGGAAACUUAUGGUUAUCGAGAUGAUCAACUUGAUCGACCACCAUCCAAUGAUUCUGAAGCAAUUAAACGUCGCCAAGUAGCUGUCCCUAUGCUUAUUCAAUGUAAUAAAUGUUUAAAAUGGCGACGUUUACCUUAUUCUACUAAUACAAUGCCAUUAACACAAGCACAACUUGAAUCAUGGCAAUGUUCUAAUAAUACUGAUAUUCUUAAUAAUUCAUGUUUAUUAAAUGAAAAACUUGAAGGUAUACCAGAAGGUGAACUAAAACAAAAGUCUCAAGAAAUAAAUAAUCAAAGUCGUGUAUUAUCACGAGCACCUUCACCAUUAACUCGAUCUUCAACAAAUAAUAAACGUAUAUCAAAUGCUGAAAUUUCAUCAACAACAUUGAAUGCUACUUCAAAACUAUCGACUCAUUUAAGUAAUGCUUCAUCGUCAUCAUCAUCAUCAACAACAAAUUCUCAAAAACGCUCUAUUUCGACAUCUCGUUCAUUAUCAACAAAAGCAAAACCGAAAAAGAAAAUAAAACGACGUAUUAUAAAAACUCAUGAUACUACUAAUGACGAUGAUGACGACGACGACGAAGAAGAAGAAACUUCCUUAUUAACUACUGAACAAACAUCACGUUCAAAUAAUCAACAAACAUCAUUAUUAGAUUCUGUCACAUCAACCAAUUAUGUACAAAUACUUGAUGAUGAUAACGAUACUGAAAAUAUUGAUCAGUCAGAAAUAAUUACAGUUGGUCCUCUUCCACCUCCAACAAUAGGUGCACGUGUAUCAGCAAUGUAUCAAGGUGCUCGACGUCCUGGUCAAGUUAUAAAUGUAAAUGAUAAACGUGGCAUAUUUAAAAUGCGUUUUGAUGAAUUUCCAUCACCUGAAUUCGAUUAUUCAUUCAGUUAUAAAUCAUCAGCAUGGUCUUAUGUGGGUACUCCACCACCAUCAACAACAACGAGAUCAUCGAUUGAUGAAACGAAUACAAAUGAAAAUGAACCUUUAUUUACUAUUGCAAAGAAAUUUAAAGCUUUAAUUAAAUUUAUGUUACCACCUGAUUGGGAAUUAACACGUGAACAAGUAACAUCAAUGAAUUAUGAUGAUCUUAGUCGAUUUGAUGUAGGAGUUUUUAUGCAAUCUUAUCGAGAAAAAAUGACAAAAAUUGUUGAACAACGGAAAGCUGAUGAAGCACAUUGGCGUACAUUAGCUCAACGUUUACAAACCGAAGUAACCGAACUACUUAAUCUUUCUGGAAAGUCAAUUCCAAUUGAUUGUUCCAUGGAAGAUUUCGAACAACGUAUUCAAAAUUAUAGUACACAAGUUGAAAAACCACAUUAA